AUGUACCUGAGGGGAAAAGAUCACAUCGACAUCAUCAUUGGAGUUUAUGUUGAUGAUCUAAUUGUAACAGGGGAUGAUUCGGAGGCGAUUACUGCAUUCAAGCAACAUAUGAUGGCUGAGUUCGAGAUGAGCAACCUCGGCCUGCUCACCAAUUACCUUGGGAUUGAGGUGGCUCAAGGCGAAGACGGUAUCCAGAUGACGCAGACAGCCUAUGCCAAGAAGGUGUUAAUGCAAUUUGGUAUGCUUGAUUGUAAUCCCACAAAACUUCCCAUGGAACCAAGGUCGCAGUUGCACAAGGAUCCCGAUGGACAGUCGGUGGAUGCAACAGAGUAUCGACGAGUUAUAGGAUGUCUGAGAGCAAGGGGAGAAGAGGUGAUUGUUGGGUUUACGGAUAAUGACUUGGCGGGCGACGUCGAUGACCGGAAAAGCACCGGAGGCAUGGCAUUCUAUGUAAAUGAAAGCCUAGUCUCAUGGCACUCGCAGAAGUAG
Nymphaea colorata (pocket water lily) is the source of this 489-nucleotide messenger RNA. RefSeq lists its product as uncharacterized. The coding region runs from base 1 to 489 and encodes 162 amino acids. Lineage: Eukaryota; Viridiplantae; Streptophyta; Magnoliopsida; Nymphaeales; Nymphaeaceae. The record is from RefSeq and is a predicted model, not a curated record. The transcript is spliced from 2 exons.